AGGACUGAACAUGAGCGCCAAGAAGUGUGCUCGUGAAGAGUGUGGGAAGACCGUUUAUCCUUUAGAAGAGCUCAAGUGUUUAGAUAAGGUUUGGCACAAACAAUGUUUCAAGUGCACUGUAUGUGGAAUGACCUUGAACAUGAAGAACUAUAAAGGUUAUGAUAAAAUGCCGUACUGUGAACCACAUUACCCAAAAACAGUCGCCUCCGUGGUCACAGAUACCCCUGAAAUGCGACGGGUUGCAGAAAAUACGAAAAAUCAAAGCCAGGUGCAAUAUCAUGCUGCUUACGAGAAAUCGAAAGGCACAAAAAUCGAAGUUGCUGAUGAUCCCGAAAUGGAGCGACACCGAAAGAAUAUGCAGGCACAGUCACAGGUUGCUUAUACUGGUGAGCUAGAUAAGCGGAAGAAGAUGGAAGAAGUGCGCCCAAAUUUUGUACAAGCUGAGGAUUCCGGACUUGGCAGGGUUGUUUGCUCUCCUCUACCAAACAAUGAUCUUAUCAAUUCGAACAUCGGAGUGCCUAAUGCUUCACCGCUUGGAAAUCUGUCGACGUUAGUCUACUCAUCAGAUAAUCUCACCGCAGCGCAACAGCCACAUCAACAGCGAGUCGUAGGCAGCAUCGCAGACUAUGACCCGCUGAAUGGAAGGUGGGGUACUGUGGCUAAGUCCCAAAACAGUGACAAAAUCAAGGAACUCGGCAAUCGCACCGUCGGUGGCGUUCCGAAGGCAGCGGUAUCGCCAAGUGGAGCUGCCGGGUUUGCAGUGAAGGCAAUUUACGAUUACACCGCUGCUGACAAGGAUGAAGUUUCGUUCAUGGAAGGAGACGUGAUAGUGAACUGUGAGAAGGUCGACGACGGCUGGAUGACUGGUACUGUGCAGCGCACUUUACAAUGGGGAAUGCUUCCAGCAAACUACGUACAACCUUAUAAACUGCCGACUGGACUUGGAAGGAUCAAUCUGCAUCAUAAGAACGGCAAUCUGUCGUAG
Molecule: messenger RNA, 985 nt
Organism: Cylicocyclus nassatus
Lineage: Eukaryota; Metazoa; Nematoda; Chromadorea; Rhabditida; Strongylidae
Source: the annotation of a GenBank genome assembly